This is a messenger RNA of Chondrus crispus (carragheen), 270 nucleotides long. RefSeq lists its product as hypothetical. Lineage: Eukaryota; Rhodophyta; Florideophyceae; Gigartinales; Gigartinaceae. Bases 1 to 270 code for a protein of 89 amino acids. The record is from RefSeq and is a predicted model, not a curated record. The transcript has a single exon.
AUGGUGGAAAUUGAUUCCGUGAAGAAGCGGCACGGGAAGGGCGGCGAGAAAUGGCGCGAGGGGACGUGGCGGAGACGGUGGCGAGGCGGGAUGGUGUUGUUGGGGAGUUGGGUAGCAACAAGAUGUGCGACCUCGAGACGCUGUGUUGUGCAGGUACAGGUUCAGGGGGAUGGGGCGGUGGUGGGUAAACAAGAAGAGGAUGGGAACGGAGGCCGCAACGGGGUCCAGCGUACAGCAAGGCCCGCGGCGAGAGAAGUAAUUUUUUUUUAG